CCAUCAUGCUCGGCGGGAGUUGCGGACGGCGCGCGUCUGUUCCCAGGCAACGGCGCCAGGGACCGGAGCCCACCCGCUCGCCGCCGCCGCCGCCGCCGCCGCCGCCGCCGGAUCCAGGCACAACCAACGAUACUGGAGCAAGAUCUAUGAUCUUUGGGCACAACGCUCCGUCUCGGGCAGCAAUGGCGAAGAGUCAAGUUGGAGCCGCGUCCUCAGUGGACCAGACCAAUGUGAAAAGAAAAUAUAGCACUCAUGUUACACGAUCAACCAAUUCUGGAAGAAAGUCUUCUGCUUCUGUUAAAGGUGUUAUGGCAACCAAUAAGGAUAAUUCAAAAUGCCAGCAAUUGGGUGGAUGUGAGAGCACCAAUAUAUUAGAUCUACAUGGAAAAGGAAUUAAGAAGAUACAGAAGUUUGAUAUUUUGAAAGGAAUAAAGAUAUUGGACCUUUCCUGUAACUUCAUUGAAGAAAUUGAGAAUUUAGAGAAUCCAUGUGAAGUUACUGAACUCAAACUAUAUGGUAACUACAUCAGACACAUCAAGAAUCUAGACAGCCUUCAAGAGCUCCGUGUUCUUCAGUUGCAGUAUAAUCACAUAACAAGUAUAAGAAAAGGUUUGCUCAAACUCCGGAAACUGCAGAGAUUGAGACUGGAUAGUAACCAGCUGAUAUGUGUGGAGUCACGGGAGUUUUCAGGACUAAGUCAACUGACAUCUCUGGAUAUCAGCCAUAACCAGCUAACUGACAUCACUGCUGUGAAUGGAUUGCCCUGUCUCGAGGAGCUGUUUGCAUCCCACAACAAGUUGUAUGGGGUUGUUGAUCUCAGUAGAUGUAAUAAGUUACAGGAACUGGAUUUAUCCAACAACAAAAUUUCAGAGGUCCAUGGACUAUCUUUGCUGGAAACUUUAACUUCCGUAGAUCUGUCCAGCAAUGUCAUGUGCAGUACUGAAAGGCUUGGAAUUUUGAGUUCCUUGCAGGAGUUGAAUCUUGCCAAUAAUCAGCUGAAGUCUGUUUGCAGCUUUUCCAAACAAUUCCCUAAUCUUGAAGUCCUUAACAUAGCCAAUAACUGCAUUGACUUGAAGGGCGAACUUAGAUCGCUGGCACAGUGCUGCCACCUACAGGAUCUACAUUUAACUGGCAACACUGGGACUUCCGAAGAAGAACAAAAUGAGCAUCUGAUGCAGAUCUCCCUUCUCAUGCCUCAGCUUAACAGUUUGGAUGAGGUUAUUCUUAACUAUUCUAACAAAGAGCAGAAUGCUCCAGUUCCAAAAACAGCAUUGGCCAAUGUUUCCCUGGAGAGUGUGCAGAAAAUCACAAGCUGUUUGAUGGAUUUUGAGUCUGAAAUGGAGGAUCUGCAACAAUCAAUUGUCGGAAGGUUUAGUGAGGUGAAGAAUUUGCUGGAGACUCUACCAAAGCAGUUGCCGUGGAGUUCAUAUACAACAGCACCAGCAAGGUUGACCUCAGUGGAAAACUAUGGACCCCGUCCACAGACACGCUGCAGCAGUCGCUCCAGAAUUGAAGACGCCAGAUCGUAUGCUGCCCAACACUUUGGGAAGAAAUAACACGAUCGCUGGAAGGGUUUGUGUCCAGAAGAAUAAGAGUCAAAACAAAGAUAGGAGAAAAGUUGUUACUGGUCCAGACUACCUUAACAAGCUUUGAUGCAUAACCAGCACAACGCAUUUUCCAUUCCAAAAGUUUAUUAGUUGAAACCAGCUACAGUGUUCAAAUACUGGUUUCACCAGGCUGACUGAAUCAGCUAUUACAGAAUUUGCUGUUCUCCCCCCCCCCCCCACCCCACAAAAGCCAAAAGGCCCAACACUAUAAAAAAGAUACAAUUCCAUUUACAAGUUGUUUUGCUAUUACAGUUCCUGCAACAUGGAUCUUCACCCAGAACACUAACGACAUCAAGACAUUCGUGCUAAAAAUAAACGGAAUUUGACUACUACAAACUACUCAAACCUCUGCCAUUUUAUACAAAUCCUAGUUGUAACUAUAAACAAAGCUUUAGUCAGAAAUGUAGACAGCAAGGUGGCUGCAUGUUGUUAGAAGUCACGUCUGUGGUACAGCUCUGGGUCAUAAUACUUAGUUACAACAACUCUGUUGGCAAACUUUCGCCCCGUUAGUGCUUGCAUUGCUUUUUGGCAGUCCAGAGGUGAGAUAAAUUCUACAAAUAUCUGUUAAAAAAAACGACCAGUGAGCACAAUGAACUGGAAAUACAAUGGUAAAUGAACAUUAUAAUAAAAGACGACCCAAUCUCAACUAUAUAAACCCUAGACUUUUACCUGUUUUUUUAAGUUAUUGCCCACGAUAACGAAUAAAUUACUGACUGAAUUUU
Molecule: messenger RNA, 2329 nt
Organism: Amblyraja radiata (thorny skate)
Lineage: Eukaryota; Metazoa; Chordata; Chondrichthyes; Rajiformes; Rajidae
Product: protein phosphatase 1 regulatory subunit 7-like
Exons: 17
Coding region: 6-1556 (516 amino acids)
Molecular function (GO): protein binding
Source: RefSeq, a predicted model, not a curated record